AUGGGGGUCUUUAUUUUUACAACAAACAAGAUCAAUGCUGUUUCUCUUGCUAGUCUCUUUCGCAAAAGAGGAACGGCAUACGUGAUAUCUGCUGAUAUCACACAGCUUACCGACGACUAUGAUGUUCUUAUAGUUCCAGGUGGUACCGCAAAACGCUAUGAAGUGCAUUUAGGGGAGAAUGGCAUUGCAUUGAUUCAAAAUUUCGUUGCCAAUGGUGGUGUUGACCCUUCAUAUUGA
Molecule: messenger RNA, 237 nt
Organism: Adineta ricciae
Lineage: Eukaryota; Metazoa; Rotifera; Eurotatoria; Adinetida; Adinetidae
Source: the annotation of a GenBank genome assembly